Molecule: messenger RNA, 528 nt
Organism: Phytomonas sp. Hart1
Lineage: Eukaryota; Euglenozoa; Kinetoplastea; Trypanosomatida; Trypanosomatidae
Source: the annotation of a GenBank genome assembly
AUGCCUGUGUUCAAUAUUAUUUUGAAGGCAGAGGGGUGGGAAUGCGUUGCUGCCGUGCGCCCCUCGGAGGGUCGCUACUGGGCUCUGAAGUGCCGCUGCCUUUCGUGUCACGAGGUAACCGAUAAUUAUUUGUUCAUUGAUUCGAAGGAGUCAUACCAAAGUAGUGGUGGUGGGGUGCGCAAUUACGUCUCGAAGUGUCAUUUUUGCAAGGAGAGCGUCACUGCCAAUGUGGUCGUUGCACCACCUUCUUCAGGAAUGAGCCACAAGAACAGCAACCGCAGUGUCCCCUCACUUGGUUCAUAUAACCCUGAACAGCAUAGCGAAGGGGGUGCUGUAGUGCAGCUGGAUAUGCGCGGCGCGGAGCCUGUGGAACUGCGGCUCGAUGAUCAAUGGGUGGUGGAGGGCAUGAGUGGCGUGGUAUUUAAGGACGCGGAUCUUUCGGAGGAUUGGUAUGAAUACGACGAGACGGCCCGCUCGACAGUGAGCAUCAGUGGCGUUUCAGUUUCAUUUCAUCGUGUGAAAAAGUAG